AGCUGAACCAGCGAGCCCUGGCCCUGCUCCAGAGCGUCCGCCAGCCCGUGGUGGUGGUGGCCAUCGCCGGGCUGUACCGCACCGGCAAGUCCUACCUCCUGAACCGACUGGCCGGCAAGGACCGGGGAGGGUUCUCGCUGGGCGCCACGGUGCAGUCGCACACCAAGGGCAUCUGGAUGUGGUGCCUGCCCCACCCCCGCCGGGCCGGCCACACCCUGGUGCUGCUGGACACCGAGGGGCUGGGCGACGUGGAGAAGGGCGAUGCGAAGAACGACGUGUGGAUCUUCACGCUGGCCGUGCUGCUCAGCGGCACCCUGGUCUACAACAGCCUGGGCACCAUCGACCAGCGUGCCCUGGAGCAGCUGCACUACGUGACGGAGCUGACGGAGCACAUCAAGGUGAAGGUGGCAGGUGAGGGCGGCCGGCAGAAGGGGGAGGAUUCAGCUGAAUUCGUGCACUUUUUCCCGGCCUUCGUGUGGGCCGUGCGGGAUUUCACGCUGCAGCUGGAGCUGGACGGGCGGGAGAUCACCGAGGACGAGUACCUGGAGAACGCCCUGAAACGCAGACAAGGCCAGCCCGAGAAGCUGGAUCUGCCCAAGAAGUACUUGCGCCAGUACUUCCCCUCCCGCAAGUGCUUUGUGUUCGACCGCCCGGCCCCGCGCUGCGACCUGGCCCGGCUGGACGAGCUGCCCGAGGCAGCGCUGAGCCCCGACUUCCUGGAGCCGGCGCAGCGCUUCUGCAGCCACAUCCACCAGCACGCGGGCACCAAAACCCUCCCCGGCGGCCACGUGGUGACGGGCACCUUGCUGGGGAACCUGGCGGUGACCUACGUGAUCGCCAUCCGCAGCGGGGCGGUGCCCUGCAUGGAGAGCGCGGUGCUGGCCCUGGCGCAGAUCGAGAACUCGGCGGCGGUGGGGGAGGCCGUGGCUGUCUACGAGGAGCAGCUGGAGUGGCGGGCGGCGCUGCCCACGGAGAGCGUGCAGGAGCUGCUGGAGGUGCACGCCCAGUGCGAGCGGGAGGCGCUGCGGGCGUUCAUGGCGCGCGCCUUCAAGGACGACGAGCAGCAAUACCAGCAGCAGCUUAAGGACAAGCUGGACUCCAAGCGCGCUGAGCUCUGCCACCGGAAUGAGGAGGCGUCGUCGGACCGGUGCAAGGCCGUGCUCAUGGAGCUGUCGCAGGAGCUGGAGGAGCGGGUCCGCGAGGGGAGCUACUCGGUGCCCGGGGGCUACCAGCGCUUCCUGGCCGACCAGCGGGAGAUGGUGGAGAAAUACCAGCGGGUGCCAUGGAAAGGGAUCAUGGCGGCCGAGGUGCUGCAGCAGUUUCUGAAGUCCAAGGAGACGGUGGCCCAGGCCGUCCUGCAGACGGACCAGAGCCUCACGGACAGACAGAGGGAGAUCGAAGCGGAGCGGGCGCGGGCCGAGGCGGCCGAGCGGGAGGCCCAGCGGAGCCAGGCGAUGCAGGCCAAGACGGAGCAGCUGCUGCAGGACCAGACGCGCAGCCACCAGGAGCACGUCCAGCAGCUGACGGCCAAGAUGGAGCAGGAUAGGAAGCAGCUGCUGGCCGAAGCCCAGGGCCUGGCGCCCUCGUCUGUCGAGGUGCACUUGGCAGCCAUAUCGGCCUUCCACGCACUGGUGCAGGGCCACACAAUGUUCUCCCAUGCCAUGACUGGCCAAUUCCUUAAGGGUUUGGAUCACCUCUUCCUGUACGGCCGCCCCCCCAGCGCGAUGGAGAUCCCCAUGCCGGCCCCCAUCUGCCUGAUCGAGAACAGCCCGGCGGGGGAGCUCCAGGUGCAGCAGGAGGCUCUGAAGGUGCUGGCGGAGAUCUCCCAGCCCGUGGUGGUGGUGGCCAUCGCCGGGCUGUACCGCACCGGCAAGUCCUACCUCAUGAACAAACUGGCCAGCAAGAGAACGGGGUUCUCGCUGGGCUCCACCAUCCAGUCGCACACCAAGGGCAUCUGGAUGUGGUGCCUGCCCCACCCCCGCAGGGCCGGCCACACCCUGGUGCUGCUGGACACCGAGGGGCUGGGUGAUGUGGAGAAGGGCGACGCGAAGAACGACACGUGGAUCUUCGCGCUGGCCGUGCUUCUCAGCAGCACCCUGGUCUACAACAGCCUGGGCACCAUCAACCAGCAGGCCAUGGACCAGCUGCAGUAUCCUCACCUGCGGGCCGGGGAGCCGGCCUCCAGCUAUGUGACAGAGCUGACGGAGCGCAUCAAGGUGAAGGCGGCGGGCAGGGGCAGCCGACAGGAGGGGGAGGAUUCGGCCGAGUUCGUGCGGUUCUUCCCGGCCUUCGUGUGGGCCGUGCGGGAUUUCACGCUGCAGCUGGAGCUGGACGGGCAGAAGAUCACCGAGGACGAGUACCUGGAGAAUGGCCUGAAACUAAAGCCAGGCAGCAGCCAGCGAGCCCAGCUCUACAACCUGCCCCGCGAGUGCAUCCGCCAGUUCUUCCCAGCCCGGAAAUGCUUCGUCUUCGUCCAGCCGGCCGGCAGGAGGGACCUGGCCCGGCUGGAGGAGCUGCGGGAGGACGAGCUGGAGCCCGAGUUCCGGGAGCAGGUGGCCCAGUUCUGCCGCCACGUCUGGGAGAUGUCGAAGCCUAAGACCAUCCCGGGCGGCCACGUGGUGACCGGGGCCACUUGGAUAAAAUACACCAAAACGAUGCCAGACUCGUAUCACCAUCAUAUCACUGAAGAAUAUGGGGGGCAGUGUCACACUCGGCCUUGCUUAGCUGGGGACCCGAGAUGCCAGGCCAAGGGGACCCGGCCCAAUCUCCCGCCCCAGGCGCAUGUGGAACGGCUCACACACCUGCCCCAUUCAGGCCCUGUCAUGGCUCGUACCCCUGCCCCAUCUGCACCCCCCCCACACCCUGGCUCAGGCCUCCCCUGUCUGUGCCCAACCUGGCAGCGCCGCUUGGAGGAGCAGAAGCAGGAGCUCUGCCAGCGCAAUGAGGUGGCGUCCUCGGACCGCUGCAAGGCCGCCCUGCUGGAGCUGUCGGACGAGCUGGAUGACCGGAUCGGCGAGGGGGUCUACUCAGUGCCCGGGGGCUACCAGCGCUUCCUGGACGACCGGCAGCGCAUGGUGGACAGAUACUGGCAGGUGCCGGGGAAGGGGGUAAAGGCCGAGGAGGUGCUGCAGGAGUUCCUCCAGUCCAAGGCGGCUGUGGCCCAGUCCAUCCUGCAGACGGACGAGGCCCUGACGGAGAAGGAGAAGGAGAUGGCAGCCGAGCGAGCCCGGGCCGAGGCGGCCGAGCGGGAGCAGCAGGUCCUGAAGCAGAAGGAGGCUGAGUUGCAGCAGAAGCUGGAGGACCAGGACCGCAGCUACCAGGAGAACCUGCGGCAGCUGGAGACGAAGCUGAAGGACGAGAGGAAGAAGCUGCUGGAGGAGCAGGGCAAGAUGAUGGAUCAGAAACUGAAGGUACCAGGGGGGCCGCGGGUGCUUGGCGCUGCGGGGGAUGGAUGGGCAGACCUGCUGCGGUCAACCCUGGCCCUGUGCUUUGGGGGGCCCCCUCGCUUCAGGGGGAUGUGGGGCCUGGGUGACGCAGGGGCUGGUGGCAGCUCUGCUCUGCCCCAUUUGGACGGCUCCCGGCAUUAA
Molecule: messenger RNA, 3587 nt
Organism: Chrysemys picta bellii (western painted turtle)
Lineage: Eukaryota; Metazoa; Chordata; Testudines; Emydidae
Source: RefSeq, a predicted model, not a curated record